Messenger RNA from Plenodomus lingam JN3, 1623 nucleotides. The record is from RefSeq and is a predicted model, not a curated record. NCBI's taxonomy places the organism in Eukaryota, Fungi, Ascomycota, Dothideomycetes, Pleosporales, Leptosphaeriaceae.
AUGUCGUCGGAUCCUAUUCUCGAUGCUGCGGCGAAACAUGCUCCGCCGGAGGGACAGGUGUAUAUGUAUGGGACUGCUGGGGCUAACAACAUCAGUGAUGUCCUGGACUCUGUUCUGACCCGUGUUGGUCUCAUCGCCGCUCUCCGCUCGCGGGCGCUGAAAGGGAAAUGGAUUGGCGUGAUGAUUACAGCGUCGCACAAUCCUCCUCAGGAUAACGGUGUGAAGCUGGUGGAGCCAUUGGGCAACAUGCUACAGGAAGACUGGGAAGUCAUCAGCACCGAAAUGGCAAACCAGAAGACCCCCGAAGACGUGUCGAAAUUCUACCACGAAAUCGCCGCGACGCACAAGAUCGACCUCAGCGCACCCGCACGCGUCGUCGUAGCGCGAGACACAAGAGCAUCUGGAUCGAGGCUACUUGGUUGUCUUCUCGAUGGCCUCAAGUCUGCCAACGCAGAACACAAGGACUACGGCUUCUUGACCACCCCACAACUCCACUAUAUGGUUCGAUGCUUGAACACCGAGGGCACAAAGGAUGCAUACGGUGUGCCCACCGAAAAGGGCUACUACGAGAAGUUUGGUGCAGCCUUCAAAACUGCACUCAAGGGCAAGAAACCUGCCGGAAGCUUGACGGUCGACUGUGCCAACGGUGUUGGUGGACCAAAGCUGACUGAGCUCAUCAAGUACCUUCCACCCAAAGAGGAAGGUCUGGAGAUUCACGUCAUCAACGACAAUGUAAUCAAGCCGGAAAGCUUGAAUGUCGACUGCGGCGCAGACUUUGUCAAAACUAACCAGCGCGCCCCUCCCUCGUCCAAAGUCGGUCCAGGCGAUCGCUGUUGCUCCCUUGAUGGCGAUGCAGACCGCGUAGUCUAUUACUUCAAGGACGAAAAGAAUGUCUUCCGCCUGCUCGAUGGAGAUCGCAUCGCUACGCUCGUUGCCUCUUUCCUCGGCGACCUCGUCCGCUCGAGCGGUCUUGCAUCGUCCCUCAAGAUUGGCGUAGUACAGACUGCCUACGCCAACGGUGCAGCCACAAAGUACGUCGAAGAAACGCUAAAACUGAAAGUAGACUGCACUCCUACGGGUGUCAAGUACCUGCACCACGCUGCCGAGAAGCUGGACAUUGGGGUGUACUUUGAAGCCAACGGCCAUGGCACUGUCAUCUUCUCACAUGAUACCCUCUCCACGAUCGCUCAACACGAGCCCCGUAACCCGGGUGAAGCAGAAGCUCUUGAUGUGCUCCGUGCAUGCAUCAACCUGAUCAACCAAUCCGUUGGGGACGCACUAUCUGAUUUCCUCCUCGUCGAAGUUGUUCUAGCACACAAGCACUGGGGUCCACAGGAAUGGCUAAACACAUACACGGACCUACCCAACCGCCUCGCCAAAGUCAUUGUCAAAGACCGUACCGUGUUCAAAACCACGGAUGCAGAGCGUAAACUCACGUCGCCCGAAGGCGUCCAAGCGCAGAUUGACAAGGAAGUGUCCAAGGUACGUCAAGGACGCAGUUUUGCGCGCGCCAGUGGCACAGAAGAUGCGGUCCGCGUCUAUGCCGAAGCUGCGACCAAGGCCGAAGCAGAGGACUUGGCGCGCAAGGUGAGCGAUAUCGUCAAGGCUGCUGGCGGGGCUUAA